This is a messenger RNA of Panthera uncia (snow leopard), 8699 nucleotides long. It is a transcript of the gene TFDP2, whose product is annotated as transcription factor Dp-2. Gene Ontology annotation, molecular function: RNA polymerase II transcription regulatory region sequence-specific DNA binding; DNA-binding transcription factor activity, RNA polymerase II-specific. Gene Ontology annotation, cellular component: transcription regulator complex; nucleus. The transcript has 17 exons. Gene Ontology annotation, biological process: regulation of transcription by RNA polymerase II; regulation of cell cycle. Lineage: Eukaryota; Metazoa; Chordata; Mammalia; Carnivora; Felidae. The coding region runs from base 469 to 2022 and encodes 517 amino acids. The record is from RefSeq and is a predicted model, not a curated record.
UGGGUGAGGGCGGACGAAGCAGCCUGUGAUCUAGGCUGCAGCAACCACUGCUGCUCGGCACGCGGCCGCGCUCUGACCCUUCCUUUUUGGGCAGGCUCGCAGGCGCAAGCACGGUCGGCGUCCCACGGCCUCGAACUCCAGGGCCUUCCCUGGGCAGGCCGCGGAUCGCCCAUCCCUGCCCCGAGUGUGUAUCUGCCGGGACCCAGCCGCCGCCUCGCGCGGGCGGCACAGGAGCGGCGGCGCCGAAGCCGCGCCCCAGGCUCGGAAGAACAACCCUGAGAGGCCGCCUCGUCCUCUGCAGCCGAGCGGCGGAUGUUCUUUUAAGGAGUUAUUGAAGACGAAGUUUUUUUGUUUUUGUUUUUUGUUUGUUUUUUAAUGGCUUUACAGAAUUUUAAAUCGAAUACAGUUUGACAUGACGGCAAAAAAUCACAAUUGAAGCUCAAGGAUUAACAGCCAUACUGAAACUACAUGGAUUGUGGGAUGGGUCAUUUUGCAAAAAGUUGGUUUGCCUUCCACAAAUGCAGAACUAAGAGGAUUUAUAGAUCAGAAUCUCAGUCCAACAAAAGAUGCAUUAAGGUCUCCUGCUUUGUGACUGCUUUGGAGCCAGCAAAUACCCUGACAUGCACAGUUCGAAUUAUGCAGAUUUCCAGCAAUAUUAAGUUGAUAAACAGCCAGGAGCACGCUGAAUUCAAGACGUCCUUGCUUGUUGCAGACAGGAAAACUACAGGGUGGACACUUCUUGUCUCAGAAAUAUUUCUUUCAGGUAACAUUUCAUUUGUUGCGUUUCCAGUUUCCAGCACCAACUCACCAACAAAGAUUUUACCAAAAACCUUAGGACCAAUAAAUGUGAAUGUUGGACCCCAAAUGAUUAUAAGCACACCACAGAGACUAACCAGUUCAGGAAGUGUUCUGAUUGGGAGUCCAUAUACCCCUGCACCAGCAAUGGUUACUCAGACACACAUAGCAGAAGCUACUGGCUGGGUCCCAGGUGAUAGAAAACGAGCUAGAGAAUUUAUAGAUUCUGAUUUUUCAGAAAGUAAACGAAGCAAAAAAGGAGAUAAAAAUGGAAAAGGCUUGAGACAUUUUUCCAUGAAAGUGUGUGAGAAAGUUCAGCGGAAAGGUACAACAUCAUAUAAUGAAGUGGCUGAUGAGCUGGUAUCAGAGUUCACCAAUUCAAAUAACCAUUUGGCAGCUGAUUCGGCCUAUGACCAGAAGAAUAUUAGGAGAAGAGUUUAUGAUGCUUUAAAUGUGCUAAUGGCAAUGAACAUAAUUUCAAAGGAAAAGAAAGAAAUCAAGUGGAUUGGUCUGCCUACCAAUUCUGCUCAGGAAUGUCAAAAUCUUGAGAUCGAGAAGCAGAGGCGGAUAGAACGGAUAAAGCAGAAGCGGGCCCAGCUGCAAGAACUUCUGCUGCAGCAAAUCGCUUUCAAAAACCUGGUUCAGAGAAAUCGGCAAAAUGAACAGCAGAACCAGGGCCCUCCAGCUCUGAACUCCACCAUUCAGCUGCCAUUUAUAAUCAUCAAUACAAGCAGGAAAACAGUCAUAGAUUGCAGCAUCUCCAGUGACAAGUUUGAAUAUCUUUUUAAUUUUGACAACACCUUUGAGAUCCAUGAUGACAUAGAAGUACUGAAGCGGAUGGGAAUGUCCUUUGGCCUGGAGUCAGGCAAAUGCUCUCUAGAGGAUCUGAAACUUGCUAAAUCACUGGUGCCGAAGGCGUUAGAAGGUUAUAUCACAGAUAUCUCCACAGGACCUUCUUGGUUAAAUCAGGGACUACUUUUGAACUCUACCCAAUCAGUUUCAAAUUUAGACCUGACCACUGGUGCCACCUUGUCCCAAUCAAGCGUAAACCAAGGGUUGUGCUUGGAUGCUGAAGUGGCCUUAGCAACCGGGCAGUUCCUUGCCCCAAACAGUCACCAGUCCAGCAGUGCGGCCUCUCACUGCUCUGAGUCCCGAGGCGAGACCCCCUGUUCCUUCAAUGACGAAGACGAGGAAGAUGACGAGGAGGAUUCCUCCUCCCCAGAAUAAAGCCAGGAGAAAACCCACGUUUUACUAGUUGAUGCUCAUGUGUGUUUUUAGUGUGAGCUCUUGUUUUUGAAAUGAUUGCUUCAGUCUUUGCCUUUGUUUGCACUGUGUGUUCAGUGAAAACUAGGGAAACACAAUAAGCAAAUUCUGUGAAGGCUGAGAGGAUUGAGAUGAAAAAAGCUAACAUAGCGUGAACGAGAACUUUAAGCAACAGAGCAAUAGAUCACACCGCAGACAAAGCGGUUUUCUGAGGUGAUAGAGGGGACAGUCCCUAAGGAAUUGGCAGCAUGAAUGAAGCUCGUUUAUCUUCCACGAGGUGGGGUCUUUGUGUUCCCCCCACACCCACGUAACCCUCCUUAGAAUCAGGAUUGCUGUAAUGAACAGUCCUUGACAUCAUGUUUGUCGUGUUUCUCUUCCUUGCCUGGGCUGCCUUUUACAAGCAGAAAUGAACGUGAGAAGAUCCCAGUGUGGGUGAGCGGGACAGCGCAGGGCGGAGGUGGCAGUCCUCGUGGUGUGAGGAGCACAGGUUGAACCGCUGAGCCAGCUGAAAGUCUGGUUGAUGUGCUUUACGCAUCAGCUGCCUUAGACGGCUUCUAGAAAGGAGCAAGCGCUGAUUCUUAAGUACUUAAGUGACAUGUAGAAUAAUUUAUAGUAAAACGGAAAUGAUCAUUAUUAGCCAAUGCAUUGGUGCAUAGAAUUUUUUAGGGCUACUUCUGGAAGCCAAAAUAGAAUAGCAUUUCCACGUGCAUUAAAUACUUUGCCAGCACUGCCUUUGCCAGCAUUCUAAAUCUGGAGUUUUACAGAGAAGGAAAUUGUACCUAUAGUUUUAAUCAAAGCUGUGCAUUUCAUAUAGCUUUUUCAUUUAAAACAAAACAGACGGAUUCCUGUGACCGAAUUGCUUGCUUCUAGUUCCCUGCAGUACUUGUAUGAUUCCACUCGAUGUGCAGUUUGUGAACAUGAACCAAACGUCAUUACUUGUCUUUAAAGUCUGUUUCAAGAAUAUGAACAGCAACGUUCUCCUGUACAUGUCACCGUUUGUACAUUUUCAUUCAUCAAAAUUACCUUAUCGGGUUUAUUCCUGGGUAAAUUGCAUUUCACAUUAACCCGAUAAUUCACCGUUUCACAGGGACACCGACAAAUGUUGAUCACUCCAAACGAUUGGAUUUAUAGCAGUGCGGUAUACAGUUUGUUAUUUCAUAGCCAAAGAUGCCGCUGGGCAUACUGCACUGGUGUGUUCACAGUUCCUGCCCCUCUGAAUAUUCAGGGGAGUGAAUAUUCCGCCAGCAUGGCCUAACCUCGAUUUAAUUUCACACUAAGGCCUUGAGAAGAGCAAAUAAUAAUGGAAAAUAACUUCGACUCAACUCAUUUGGAUAUGCCUCUGGAUUAUGCAUCUAACACCUUUGGGCCCAGCACCAAGCCCAUCCCAAAUCAGUUCUUUUCUAAAUCCAUGGGGGAAGUACAGAUGCCUUCUUAAAGUUCUGCCACUCUGCUUAGAGUGAGCCAGCGGUGAAAGAUUUGGCUGACCUAAAAUUUUGUUACUAAGGCCAUGAAAAUUAAUACACAAGGACCUGCAGCUUUAACUGAAGUUCUUUGAGACAGCACUCAUUCUGUCAGAAAUAAGCCAUAGUGCAAACUCAAGAGGGGUCAAGGGCGCAGAGAGAUUGAGGCAGCUUUUAGAGAAUUGUGUCUCAGUCUGAGUUCUGGGGCAUCUCAGUCUGGGUGGAUGGGAGGGGUCCGAAAUACUGCAGAGGCUGCAGCAGGUCCCCGAGGGCCUCCAAGAUACUUCUGACUUGAAGACCAUCAGCUACACGGGCGGGUAAAGCCAAGUUUCCUUCCAAACUGCCGCCUCCUUUACUGACCCUUUAGUACCCGCAUCCCUAUACUUGAGGGAGCCCUGAGCAAAGGGCCACAGCCAGCUCUUCAGUCUUCAAAAUAUGGUGUACAGGUCCCAAGGCCUGUACAUCAGUGUUUGUGAUAGGUACACUAAUCAUUCCUCCACCAAAUAGCAAAGUCCUUGCUGGAGUUCUUGGGGUACCACCCCCUUCUCUAUUCUCUUUCUCUGUCUCUGCUGCAGUAGUGUUUUAAACUGAUAAAAUACAGGUUUGUUUGUUUUUUUUAAGCAACCAAAGACUCUUAACAUUAUUAGUGUCCCAUCGCUGGCCAUAAGUGUGUGCUCUUUGGUGGGAGGUGAUCUCCGUCCCUCGAUAAUGUGUUUCGGUUACCACGGAGGACAUCUGUUGGCACCGCACCGUGGUCUCCAGUACAUGUUGGCGUAAAGCCUUGCCUGAGCAGAAAAGUAGGUUGACAUGUUUAGAAAGAUAACUUCUGUUAUUCUUCUGUGUCUCCCACAAACAGAUUUUUGAAAAAGUCAGCACUUAAUCACAAUUCCAUUUAGAAAGCAAAGUAACAAAAUGUUAGGAAAUGAUUGUUACCAUAUCCAGGAUUCUCUAUAGGAGUAGCACUUGGGGGUUGCACGCGCACACACACACACACACACACACGCACUCACACACCCCUCCCGAAGGUGCUGGUCAUACUCUACUCUUUGGGGAGUUUAAGAGGCCUUUUCCUCCUCAAGGGUCAGUUCAGCUAUUAACCCUUUCAAGUGCAUAGUAGCAUUCAGUCAGUAAAUUCCUGUUUCCUUCAGCACUUGUACAGGGGUCACCAGACCUGCCACAUCUGACCCUUGUGUGGGAAGGCCACGCUGCCAGAGUCCACGGCAGUGCUGAAGGCACCCGGGUACCUGCCCAAGCCUCCCUUCACCCUACCCACUAAGAAUUUGUCUCAUCCACUUAAUCUUUGCAUGUGAUGAAAACAGCUUUAGUAAGUGCUGAUGUGAAUUGUGCCUUAUGAUCAGAGCGGGUGUCAGGGAGGGGGCAGGAAUGGAGGUGCUAACACAGUGAUUCCUCACCUCAGUGAUGUGCACUGUCCCUGGAAGACUUCACAGAUCAUGUCCACAGUUUUUGUUUCCUUCAGUUUAAUUCUUUAUAGAUGUACGACAUGUCUGCUAUCUUACCAGGAUGAAAGAGGAUAACUCCGCUCAUUCGCAAAAUUUAACAGUUGUAAUCAUAACCCUGCCAUACUUGAAAAAUAAAGCCACGGUCAGUCCUCAAAUGCAAACGAGCUCCUAUCAGAAAAUUAAAAUGGAGGUAUUUCACAAAGACGUGGCCCACUUUAGCCAUCUAUCACUCGGCUGUUUGCUAAGCCACGACUUUUUUACUUUUUUAUUUAUGUUUUAAUGUUUAUUUAUUUUGGGAAGACAGAGACAGAGUGCAAGCAGGGGAGGGGCAGAGAGAGAGGGAGACACAGAAUCUGAAGCAGGCUCCAGGCUCCGAGCUGUCAGCACAGAGCCCGACGUGGGGCUUGAACGCGCAAAGUGCAGGAUCAUGACCUGGGCGGAAUUCAGCGCUUAACCGACUGAGCCCCCCAGGCGCCCCUGCCAUGACUCUUUUUAAAAGACAACAGUGUUGCUGCAAGUACAGGUAUCACUUCGGCCCCGGGGAGUCAGAACGCAGCAGCAGUGCCUGUUCCUGGGGGCAGUUACAAAGGAAGGGAGCUGCCAGAGCUGUUUCUCUCAUAACCACACUCAGAGAGAAGCCUGUUUAACUUUAUCAGGGAUUCACUGGAAGGGCCCUUUAAAUACCUCUCCGGCUCCCUAUCCACAGGCCUAUGGAAGAAGGGUCUCUACCCAACAAAUCUGAUGUGAACGUUAAGAUUGUGCCUCCUUAGCUGGGAGUACUGGGUGGGAGUUGGGACAGUGAGUGGCAAGAUUGAAUCCUCCAGUAGGUAUUUGAGUGAAGACAGAACAGAAAACAUUUGAGAAUGAUUAGUGCUAAGGGAAAAUAUGACCGGGUAAUGAGACAGUGGGGGAAAGGCCACUUUGCCUGGGGGUGGCCAGGGAAGGCCCCCCUGAGAAAGUGACGUUUGUCCUGAGUCAGACAAUUGAAAAGACUGACGUCUCUGUAUGUUCUUACCACACCACUCUGUCCCAUACAUGUACUUGGAAUCCCUACCGAAUUCCAAAGUCACACCAUUCCAGGUUGAAGCAUACGUUUUGGAGUUUGUUAAGGAAUUUUUAAGAUUUAAAAGAAAACCAAACUUAGCUACCAACAGUAUCCAUAGACCAAGAGAAGAUUCUAACUAAUCCAGGACGUUUUCAUUAUUAGCUCCAUAGCUGGCAAUGGAACCUAUACCGUAAAAAAGCAAUCAUUUCUCUAGGUGUUUUCUUCUAGUUUUUCAAGCUGUUGGAUACGUAAAGGUCUUCUUUUUAUAUUAGAUACGCAAAAGGUAAUCUUUUACUCUGCAUGUGGAUUGGCUUUAGUGGAGCCACAGACUCCCUGAGGAUGUUUUCACAAAUAGGUUCCCCAUUUUCAUGACCCAAGGCACUGGUCCCAGGCACUGAUGGCCAUAAAUGUGUAUUUAUCAAAGACCCACGGAGUGUGUGUCAGGGGCCUGCACCAUGAUGUCUGACCCUCAGAAACGUGCCUCCCUGCCUUCUAAAUCACAGUCGAUACAGCGUUCAGUUAGUUUAACUUCAUUCAAGCCACGCUAUUACUCCAAAGGGGAAAGUCUGAUGUUUGAUUAAGAUCUUACCUUUUUAAGAAAACUUCAAACUGAAUACCCACAUACAUUAUAAUCUUUCUCAGGAACUAGCCCCUCCAAGGUAUCUCUGAAAAGUUACACUCCCAUAACCUUUGAGAUUUCCCCCCACACAUCUACAUUCACUCCAUGCUAAAGAAGAAAAGGUGGGGGGCACAAAACUUUGACCCUCCCAUUAUGCCUUGGGGACCUCUGACAAGUACGGAAACUUAGAUGGCAGCAGGUGUCCAUUCGUGAUAGGACUAAGACAGCAGAAAGUAUCUUCGUUUCUUAUGUGCAUUCUGUGCAGCUGUUCUCUCAGUCAAGGUGAAAUCUUGUAUCAUUCUCACGCAGCCUUUGCUUUACAUAAAGGGCUGUAGAAGUCCAUGCUGUCUUCACCCCUUGCUAAUGCAGCAGAUUGGACUUUGGGCCUCCCAGCUUAUAGCUGCAUUGGAAGCCAGUGUAGAUGAAACAGAGGACCCGGACUCCCCCAUUCUCCACUAAGGGUCUCAGAAUGGAAGAGAACAUCUCUUCCACCCCACUCAUAGAAACAAUCUGAGAGCUUGACUUGCCUAACAUCCCUCAGCUUAUCUGGCAGAGUCUGUACCACAACCCAGAAUGUCUUCCUCCGCUGAGGGCCACACGGCCUCCUGAAAACCACACCCUCACCACGGUCCUUCCAAACAGCCUUUGGAUUAGCACCAGUCCUCUGUCACACCAAGUGCUAAACAGCUGAGGAGAAGUGGGACUCCACCCACAAGUCCCCAGCAUGAGGCAAUGGUGUCAGCUUUGGGCCUCUCUCAACUUGGAAGACCCCAGGCUUAGACCUCACACCUGGGAAGAAAUUCAUUCCUCACGAGCAAAGACCAUCCUGCAUGAUGGUCAUUGGUAGGAGGCUUGAGAGGUUGGGUUAUCAGUGGACCCUUCUGUACCACGUUAGCUUGUUUCUGUCUAUGUGUCUCAGCAUGACCAGGAAACUUCCCCAGAUCAUGUUUGGGUUUUAAAACCCCUUAUCGCUUCAAACUCACCAUGUUGGCACUUACCAUGCAUCAUCUUCAGCGUUCCAGGCACCACCUAAUAACAAAUGGCCUGAUUCUUUAUUUUGCUCGUUCAUGACUGAGUUCAAAGGUUUUUUUUUUUUUUUUUUUGUACUAAAAUGUAGAGGACCCAGAUACUUUUCUGCUAAAAGACUUCUCUGAGCACACUGUAGUUCUCUUUCUCCUCAUAGUACCAUGGCAGGUUCAGCCUUUCAGUGUCCUGAAAGCAGAACUCGCAACCAGCCAGCUGUGCUGGCUGCUUGGUAGGUAGGCCUGAGCUCUGAGGACCAUGAUUCAGCACUGAGUUCCCUGAGGUAUCUGGUUUAUCACCACCACACCUGACUUACACACAAAAAAAAGAGGCUGUGAGCCCAAAUCACAAGUUGGUUCAACUUUUCGUUUGGAGAUGCUUUACUCUGAUCAUGUGCUGUUGGGUUUUAUUUCCAGAAAGUAUUGGUCUGCUUUUUUUUCUGCAUGAAGGAAACACUGUGGUGCCACAUGCUUUAAGCAGUUUAAACAAGAGAAGUAAGGGGAAAAUGCAGACACCACAUCUGACUUGUCUAAUGUAGACUUUAUUAGAUUGAAGUACCUAACCUAAUAUGAUGUAUUAUUUUAUAGCAUCUCAAACUUUGUAAAUAAAUACUAUUAUUUUUAUAUGGAAAUUUUAUAGAAGAGCUAUUUCUGUAUACUUAAUUAUUCCUUUUCCUGAAAUUGCUUCCAACAGAUAACAGACAGGUCCUAGGCAGUUUUCCUCUAAGGAUGGUUCAAGGACCACCUGCAGCAGAAUUAAUGGGGAGAGUUUUAAGAUUUUGCCUCCCUAGGACCCACCCCGGACACUGAAGCUCUGGGAGUGGACCCUGGGAAACUGUAUUUUUAAAAACUCUGAGUGAUGGUUUUUGUCCAUUAAAGUGUAUCUUUAUCCAUCCUGUAAGAUUUAAAAAAGGAAAGAAAGAAAAAACAUCUGAGAUGAGUGUAAGUUGUGCUUGAGAAAAAAAAAAAAGAUGGGUCAGACUAUCCUAUGAUUUGAAUGAGAUGUACUAUAGAAAAAAUAAAUCAUUUAAAUGA